Gregarina niphandrodes is the source of this 981-nucleotide messenger RNA. Its product is annotated as WD repeat protein. The annotation marks the transcript as partial. The transcript has a single exon. Gene Ontology annotation, cellular component: mRNA cleavage and polyadenylation specificity factor complex. Lineage: Eukaryota; Apicomplexa; Conoidasida; Eugregarinorida; Gregarinidae. Gene Ontology annotation, molecular function: protein binding. The record is from RefSeq and is a predicted model, not a curated record.
AUAUAUAACCAGCGCGACCCGGUAUACGAGGUGAGCGUGUCGCCGGAGGAAGAGCGGACAGUGGUAGGUGUGCGUGCGGCGCACCCGUGUAUGUUGGACCUGCGUUCGGAGAAGGCGGUGACGAUGUUUCGCGGUUUGGGUUUCGGUGUGUCGUGUGUGCAAUGGCACCCCCGUCGUGAGUUGAUUGCGGCCGGAUCCAAGACGCAUGAGGUGCAGUUGUGGGACCCACGUACGGCAGAGAGUGUUUGUAGUUCAUUUGACCACAAGGGCUUGGUGGUGGCAACGGAGUGGCAUCCGACGAACGAAUUUGUGCUUGCCACAGUCAGUAAUGACCAUCUCGUCUACCUCUGGGAUCUCCGCAUGAACGCUACCGAGCACUGGCUGCCUGUGUACACGUGCAAAAUCGAUGACCUUCGUUCCGUCCCACCACUGCAUACCCGGCACCAUACCAUACGCACCGCACACUCUGGAACCAAUCUUUACGGACCCGUCGGGAGCUUCCAACACCUGCUCCCGCUCUCCUUCGAGUCCGGCGCUCGCGCGAACCAGGACGCCGCCGAUCUGCAGUGUCCGUGGUGUCUCGCGGAUGCCGACCGGAACACGGACAUGGGCGCAGUGAGUAGUCUGGGCGCAGGUAUGAGUGGCACGGCGCCGUCGGGUUCGUCGGGCUCGAGCCGUAUACACCCUACUUGCCUCAAGUGGCAUCCGACGGACCCUAGUAUGUUCGUCGUCGGCGACUCAGCGGGCACACUCUCUUUCUGGCGCAACGGCUCGCUACUCACGCAAACCGCCCACCCCACAGACGACUGGGUCGCUCAGGAAGUCACUGCCGUGACAUGGAGCAAAGAGGGCACCCUCCUCACCACCGCCGUCAGGGGCAAUGUUGGCGGCGCCGUCUGUUUCUGGAAUGCACCCCCGCGCUGGGGAGGUCUGACACGCCCCGGCCUCUGUGCACACCCCGCACACAAAAAGGGCUACUAA